AUGCCGACUCCAGCAAGCGAGCCAGCGAUAAGCCAAGACCGUGUUGAGAACAGCGAUGAUGAAGGAGAAGAUCUCCAUGACGAGACCCAGCUGGCAAGGGACUACAUGCCCGUGCCGGAGUUGGAUACUUACGACCAGGAGGACCUCGAUGGGUCGGAGUAUUCACCCAUGUCGCCUUCAGCUCGCAUUGCAGCUGAGGCUCAGAUGCGAAAGAGAGAUCGAGAUACACAGAAGGCAGCCGGCAGAGUCCCCCGAGCUCUUCGUGGGUUCGAUGACGACGACGAGCGCCCGUCGCGUCGCCGCCGCAGGGAGAGGGAGGAGGCGGCUGGGCUGGAGUCUGCAGAUGUCUCGGUGAACAUUGAGGACCUCCCAGAGGGAGUUUCGCUCCCGGACUUCAUCCAGACGGACAUCGCGAAGAGGGAGAUCAAGAGGCGAUUCGGAGUGUUCCUGCGCACCUUCACGGACGAGCAGGGGAGAGCCGUGUACCGUGACAAGAUCAAGCGGAUGUGCGAUGCGAACAAGCAGAGCUUGGAGGUCAGCUACAUGCAUCUCUCAAAUGCUCAGCGCAUCUUCGGCAUCUGGGUGGCGGACGCCCCCGAGCCGAUCCUCGAGGUUCUGAACGAGGCGGCGAUGGACGUGGUGCUGCAGCUCUACCCCAACUACGAGGACAUCCAUAGCGAGAUCUUCGUGCGCAUCAUUGAGCUCCCUAUCACCGACAAGCUGCGAGAUAUCCGACAGGUUCACCUCAACGUUCUCGUCAAGGUGGGAGGAGUCAUCACAAGGAGGACGGCGAUCUAUCCGCAGCUCAAGCUCGUCAUGUUCGAGUGCGGCAAGUGCGGCCUCGUCUUCGGCCCCUUCUACCAGCAGAACGCUGCCAGUGACGUCAAGCCCGGGUCCUGCCCGGAGUGCCAGAGCCGGGGCCCGUUGAGCGUGAACCAGGAGAGGACGGUCUACCGCAACUACCAGAAGAUGACGUUGCAGGAGACGCCCGGGACGGUCCCAGCUGGGCGUCUGCCCCGAUACAAGGACGUGAUCCUCGUCGGUGAUCUGAUCGACUGCGCGAGGCCCGGGGAGCAGGUGGAGGUGACGGGCGUCUACAAGAACAACUUUGACUCCUCCCUCAACACCAAGAACGGCUUCCCCGUCUUCGCUACCAUAAUCGAGGCCAACCACGUGAGCAAGAAGGACGACAUCUACUCGCCCUUCCGCCUGACUGAGGACGACGAGACCAAGAUCCGUGAGCUCUCCAAGGACCCUCAGAUCGUUCAGAAGAUCGUCUCCAGCAUCGCUCCCUCCAUCUUCGGGCACGAGGACGUCAAGACUGCCCUCGCGCUCUCGAUGUUCGGAGGGCAGGCCAAGGACAUCUCAGGCAAGCACAGGAUCAGAGGAGACAUCAACGUCCUCCUCCUCGGUGACCCGGGAACGGCCAAGUCUCAGUUCCUCAAGUACGUAGAGAAGAGCAUGCCUCGCGCCAUCUUCGCCACGGGCAAGGGAGCGAGUGCGGUCGGUCUGACCGCCGGAGUUCAUCGGGACCCGAUCACGAGGGAGUGGACACUGGAAGGAGGAGCGCUGGUGCUGGCCGACACAGGCGUCUGCCUCAUCGACGAGUUUGACAAGAUGUCAGACCAGGACAGGACCAGCAUCCACGAGGCGAUGGAGCAGCAGAGCAUCUCAGUGUCUAAGGCCGGGAUCGUGACCAGCCUGCAGGCGAGGUGCGCGGUGAUCGCAGCCGCCAACCCCAAGGCAGGACGGUACAACUCGUCCAUGCACUUCCACGAGAACGUUGAGCUGACUGAGCCCAUCCUCUCUCGCUUCGACGUGCUGUGUGUGGUGAAAGAUACUAUCGAUCCCAUCCUGGACAGCCAGCUCGCGGACUUUGUGGUCCAGUCGCACGACAGGAGCCAUCCCGGGAAGCGAGCGGAGGCGGAGGCAGCAGGAGAGGAGGCGAGCGACGAGGGGGAGGGGCCGAUCCCUCAGAGUCUUCUGAAGAAGUACAUCGUGUACGCCAAGAAGCACGUCAGGCCCAAGAUCAGCCAGAUCGACAGCGACAAGGUCACGAAACUUUACGCGGAGCUGAGGAGGGAAAGCGAGGCGGGGGGAGGGAUCCCGAUCGCUGUCCGCCACGUCGAGAGUAUUAUCCGAAUGUCCGAGUCGUUUGCUAGGAUGCACUUGCGUGAGAUCGUGAGGGACGACGACGUGAACUUGGCGAUCCGAGUCAUGCUGGACUCCUUCAUCUCCUCCCAGAAGUACAGCGUGCAGCGCAACCUCCGGCGCUCCUUCCAUCGCUACCUCGCCUUCCAGAAGGACAACAACGAGCUUCUCCUCUACAUCCUCCAGGCCAUGGUCAGGGACGAGCUCCAGUACACGCGCUCCCGCAACUUCCUUCGGCUGCAAGAGGAGGAGGAGAGGGCCAAGAACAUCGGCGUCCACCAGUUCCACGACUUCUACGCUUCCCAGCUCUUCAGCUCGAAGUUCCGCCUCGACAAGUCGACCAAGAUGAUCGUUUGCUCGUCCUAA
Guillardia theta CCMP2712 is the source of this 2517-nucleotide messenger RNA. It is a transcript of the gene MCM2, whose product is annotated as minichromosome maintenance protein 2. Gene Ontology annotation, biological process: double-strand break repair via break-induced replication; mitotic DNA replication initiation; DNA replication. Gene Ontology annotation, cellular component: MCM complex; nucleus. Bases 1 to 2517 code for a protein of 838 amino acids. Gene Ontology annotation, molecular function: single-stranded DNA binding; single-stranded DNA helicase activity; 3'-5' DNA helicase activity. The transcript is spliced from 4 exons. The record is from RefSeq and is a predicted model, not a curated record. Lineage: Eukaryota; Cryptophyceae; Pyrenomonadales; Geminigeraceae.